Carcharodon carcharias (great white shark) is the source of this 1107-nucleotide messenger RNA. Its product is annotated as non-homologous end joining factor IFFO1-like. The record is from RefSeq and is a predicted model, not a curated record. The annotation marks the transcript as partial. The transcript is spliced from 8 exons. NCBI's taxonomy places the organism in Eukaryota, Metazoa, Chordata, Chondrichthyes, Lamniformes, Lamnidae.
AUGGGAACAGGAAUACCUGCUUCGGGUGGAGCUCCAGGACAGAGUUGCCACUCUAGAAGAGGAAUCUCAAGAAGCCGAGGUAGCACAGGAGGAGCUGGUGAUGAAAGUGCAGGAGCUAAAGGCAGAGCUGGUGCUUUUCAAAGGCCUCAUGAGUAAUAAUCUUUCUGACCUGGAUACGAAGAUCCAGGAGAAAGCGAUGAAGGUCGAUAUGGACAUCUGUCGCCGAAUUGACAUCACGGCCAAGCUGUGUGAUGUCGCUCAGCAGAGGAACUGUGAAGACAUGAUCAAAAUGUUCCAGGUACCCUCGGUGGGUCGGAAGAAGGAGCGGAAGUCUGCGGCGGCUGAGGAGGAACUGUCCCUGGCCGAGAGCGAGAUCUCCCAGAAGAUGGUGGACGAGGAGGAGCUCAGCACCUCCACCAGCAUCAACGAGGAGAUGCAGCGCAUGUUGAACCAGCUGAGGGAGUACGAUUUCGAGGAGGAUUGCGAUAGCCUGACCUGGGAGGAGACAGAGGAGACCCUGCUGCUUUGGGAUGACCUCUCAGGAUACACCAUGUCUUCGGGAGACGUUGUGAAUGAGGAGGAGAGUCUCGAGAAGGUGAUAAAAGACACGGAGUGUCUGUUUAAAACCCGCGAGAAGGAAUAUCAGCACACCAUCGAUCAGAUAGAGUUGGAGCUGUCUGCCGCGAAGAACGACAUGAAUCGGCACCUUCAUGAGUACAUGGAAAUGUGCAGCAUGAAGAGGGGACUGGACGUUCAAAUGGAAACUUGCCGGCGUCUCAUCACCCAGUCUGAGGACAGGAACUCGCCGACCCCUGCUCCCAGGGCGGGAAACCCCUCGGAGGAGCCGCUCCGGGAGGCAGGAGAGACGGGCGGCGGGGAGGCCGCCCGUGACUCCGUGAGGUGAAGGAGGGGCGAGCUGAGAGGACCCCCUCACCACCCGCCCCGCCCCCCCUCCCCUCCUUCCACCUCCCCGAGGCCCAGAGUGGGGGCGGCCUGCACUCUGCCUGAUUCCCCUUUCAUUCCAAGCCGAACUUAUGAUUUCGUGGACGGAGCCUGUAUUUUUUUUGCACUUUUUACUCGUACGGACAUGUUCGCCAUCCCCCUCCC